Molecule: messenger RNA, 7728 nt
Organism: Pongo pygmaeus (Bornean orangutan)
Lineage: Eukaryota; Metazoa; Chordata; Mammalia; Primates; Hominidae
Gene: CTTNBP2
Product: cortactin binding protein 2
Exons: 23
Coding region: 1914-6851 (1645 amino acids)
Biological process (GO): protein dephosphorylation; regulation of synapse organization
Cellular component (GO): actin cytoskeleton; glutamatergic synapse
Molecular function (GO): protein phosphatase 2A binding
Source: RefSeq, a predicted model, not a curated record
AGACAAUAAAAUAUACAAUUAAUUAAAAUCUUUAGAGCAACCAGCAGCAUCAUUAAUAAAGCAUUACACUCUAAAGCACAUAAGAAUUGCAGCUUACUCUCCCAUCUCAGUGGGAAAAACCAGGAUAAAAGAGCCUGUCUUUCAUCAUAGUCAAUAAACUGAGUUUAUUGGACUUGGGCUGGUAGAUUUUCAAAGAAAUAGGCUCCUGGCCAAUACCCCACUCCUCUCUACAUGAAACAUCUGGGUUAAUAAUAACAAUCGCCUGCCUUCAUUUGGCACUUACUUCAUUGAUAGGUUCUUGUUUAAUUCUCACAAGAAUGCAGGGUAAACGUUAGGAAUUCCAUUACACAGAUGAGGAAACAGAGGAUGGCAUGAGUUCUAGAAGUGCUCCUCACAUGUAGUCUGUGGACCAGCAACAUCAGCAGGAGCUUGUUGGAAGGGCAGAUUCACAGCCCCACCUCGGACUCACUGAAUCACAAUUUCCAGGGGUGGAGCCCCUUGGCUUGUUUUUCACAAGGUCUUCAGGUGAUUCUUAUGCAUGCCAGUGUUUGAGAACAAUUAGUUUAUAAGACUUUAUGGACACUACUGUGUAGUAGGAGCAGAAAUUGAGACUUGGUACAUUGGAUUUUACUGUUCAUAGGGAGCAUCUCUAAGAAAUCUUUGAAGUAUGGAUCCCUCAGAACUAUACAUGAUUUAUGCUUGCUAUAGAUUUUCCUUUUCUCUUUAUCCUUAGCGCUUGCCUUUCCAAAUAACUUCUCUGUCCAGUGUAUAUGCAAAAAGAAAUAAUUUUAAGAGAGAGAUCCUUUUAAAAUCUUUCUUGAGAGAACCCCAUAGCUCUAGUCUCUUUCCCUUUUGUACCGUCAUAUCUCUUUCCAGAAGAUUCUUUUGAAACUUAAAUGUGACCAUUCUGGUCAUGCCUGUUUGAAAGCCUCUGAAAUCAGUUAUUGUCUUUGCUAUGUAUACUUUUGUGUCUUCACAGAAAUAGACCAUUGUUCAUGUUGGCUGACUGACAGGAUGGUACCAUUUUUAUCUCAUCUCAAAGAGCUUAUUCUAGAAUGUUGGUGCCAUGCUGGUAAAGUUUGAAGAUAAGUCAUGGCAUUUGAUCAUAUAUCCUGAUUUUACCAUUUACUGGUUGGUUGCAUGAUCUGCAUAUAUUAUCUGACUUUUCUGAGUUUCCAUUUUAAAAAUGAAGAUGGCAAUAUGGUAUAAAUUGGAGUGAAUUAUUUGAGAAUACUUUGGAAGCCAUUGGGUGCUACGCAAGUGUGAAGUAAUGUUUUGAACAUUACUUCUGGCAUGUUUUGAACAGUCUGGCAUGUUUUGAACAAUGGCUUCUGAGAGUGAGUCUACAGAGAGAUUUGGGGAUAAAUGUUGUGUUACUCUUCCCUGUGAUGGUGACUGGGCUUGUCAAAUGAGUUUGUGUACAGAAGGGAGGAGCAGAGUGUGCCUGGUGGAAGGAUCUCAGGCUUUGGACUCACCCAGGCUGACUGUGAACUCACUCUCAGCUUUAUCUCUAAAACGAAUGCCAGAGAACCUACUUGUAAAAGUUGCUGUGAGGAAGGUUGGAGUGGAAGACAAAAGAAUCGAGAGUCAAUGGUAUAUUCAUGGGAUUUAAAGCCAUGAGAGGUUGGAUGCAAUCACUCAGGGAAGAAAUCUACAAGAGAAGACAAAAGGGCUGGAAGAACCUUGUGUGAGAAAUUAUGAACCACCGCACCGCCCCCCCACCCCGCGCCACACCUAGGGCUCUGGUGCUGACUUUGUGCUGUAGCUGGGUCCCUGGAAGGCUCACUUAUUCCAGCCUCAGCUCCCUCCCAGGCCUGCCAAGAAGCUACAGAGGCAUUCAUAAGAAGGCACUUUGAUAACCAAACAGCAGGGGUUCCAAACCCACCUGACUAUGGCAGCCCAGAUGACCACACAUGGAUGGCAGUCCUGGCUUCUUAAAAAAAAAAGAGUUUGAUGUGGAUACUCUCAGUAAAUCCGAGCUGCGGAUGCUCCUCAGCGUGAUGGAAGGGGAGCUGGAGGCCAGAGACCUUGUCAUCGAGGCCCUGCGGGCUCGCAGGAAGGAGGUAUUUAUCCAGGAACGGUAUGGGAGAUUUAAUCUAAAUGACCCGUUCCUGGCACUCCAGAGAGACUAUGAAGCAGGUGCUGGUGACAAAGAGAAGAAGCCAGUUUGUACCAACCCCCUCUCCAUCCUUGAAGCAGUCAUGGCCCACUGCAAGAAAAUGCAAGAAAGGAUGUCCGCACAGCUGGCUGCUGCUGAGAGCAGACAAAAGAAGCUGGAAAUGGAGAAGCUUCAGCUACAAGCCCUUGAGCAAGAGCACAAGAAGCUGGCUGCCCGCCUUGAGGAAGAGCGCGGCAAGAACAAGCAGGUGGUCCUGAUGCUCGUCAAAGAGUGCAAGCAGCUCUCAGGCAAAGUCAUAGAGGAGGCCCAGAAGCUCGAAGAUGUAAUGGCCAAACUGGAAGAGGAAAAGAAAAAGACGAAUGAAUUAGAAGAGGAACUCUCCACUGAGAAACGAAGAAGCACAGAAAUGGAAGCUCAGAUGGAAAAACAACUCUCUGAGUUUGACACCGAGCGGGAACAGCUUCGUGCCAAGUUGAACCGGGAAGAAGCACACACCACUGACCUCAAAGAGGAGAUAGACAAGAUGAAGAAAAUGAUUGAGCAACUGAAAAGGGGAAGUGACAGCAAACCAAGCCUCUCUCUUCCACGGAAGACAAAAGAUAGGCGUUUGGUUUCCAUAUCUGUGGGAACAGAAGGAACUGUGACAAGGUCUGUCGCAUGCCAGACAGACCUAGUGACAGAAAGUGCUGACUACAUGAAAAAGUUGCCUUUAACCAUGCCUGUAAAACCUUCCACAGGGAGUCCCCUAGUUUCUGCAAAUGCAAAAGGGAGCGAGUGCACCAGUGCCACUAUGGCCAGACCAGGUAUUGACAGGCAGGCUUCCCAUGGUGACUUGAUUGGCGCUUCUGUACCCGCUUUCCCACCUCCAAGUGCAAACAAAAUUGAGGAAAAUGGACCAAGCACUGGCUCAACACCAGAUCCAACCAGUAGCACACCCCCACUUCCCAGUAACGCUGCCCCUCCCACCGCUCAAACACCAGGCAUAGCUCCUCAGAACUCGCAAGCUCCACCUAUGCACAGUUUACAUUCACCAUGUGCCAACACCUCUUUGCAUCCAGGUCUAAACCCACGAAUCCAAGCAGCUAGAUUUAGAUUUCAGGGCAAUGCUAAUGACCCAGACCAAAAUGGAAAUACUACCCAAAGUCCUCCGUCAAGAGAUGUCUCGCCUACAAGUCGUGACAACCUAGUGGCCAAACAACUAGCUCGGAAUACUGUGACCCAAGCACUGUCAAGAUUUACAAGCCCUCAAGCAGGUGCUCCCUCAAGGCCUGGAGUGCCCCCAACAGGGGAUGUUGGCACCCACCCUCCAGUUGGUCGGACCAGUUUAAAGACUCAUGGUGUAGCACGAGUUGACAGAGGAAAUCCUCCUCCUAUCCCUCCAAAAAAGCCAGGGCUCUCCCAAACUCCUUCUCCACCACACCCCCAACUCAAGGUUAUUAUAGACAGCAGCAGGGCCUCGAACACAGGGGCCAAAGUUGAUAACAAAACUGUGGCUUCGCCUCCUUCCAGUUUGCCACAAGGGAACAGGGUGAUCAAUGAGGAGAACCUUCCUAAGUCAUCCUCCCCUCAGCUGCCACCAAAACCAUCCAUAGAUUUAACUGUGGCACCUGCAGGCUGUGCCGUUUCAGCCCUGGCCACGUCUCAGGUGGGUGCCUGGCCUGCUGCAACCCCCGGACUGAACCAACCUGCAUGUUCAGACAGUUCCCUUGUCAUUCCUACCACCAUUGCCUUUUGCUCUUCCAUAAACCCCGUUAGUGCCUCAUCCUGUAGACCAGGUGCCUCAGACAGCCUCCUGGUAACAGCAUCAGGCUGGUCACCCUCCCUAACCCCUUUGCUAAUGAGUGGUGGUCCUGCCCCCCUGGCUGGCAGGCCCACCCUUCUUCAGCAAGCUGCUGCCCAGGGAAAUGUCACUUUAUUAUCAAUGCUGCUUAAUGAAGAAGGACUGGACAUUAAUUACUCCUGUGAAGAUGGCCAUUCUGCCUUGUAUUCUGCUGCUAAGAAUGGACAUACAGACUGUGUGAGAUUGCUGCUGAGUGCAGAAGCCCAAGUCAAUGCUGCUGAUAAAAAUGGCUUCACACCCUUGUGUGCUGCAGCUGCUCAGGGACAUUUCGAGUGUGUAGAAUUAUUAAUUGCAUAUGAUGCUAACAUUAAUCAUGCUGCUGAUGGAGGACAGACACCUCUAUACCUGGCCUGUAAAAAUGGAAAUAAAGAAUGUGUUAAACUCUUGUUGGAAGCUGGAACCAAUCGAAGUGUAAAAACCACAGAUGGCUGGACACCAGUUCACGCAGCUGUGGACACUGGUAAUGUGGACAGCCUCAAGCUUCUUAUGUACCACAGAAUACCAGCUCGUGGAAAUUCUUUCAAUGAGGAGGAGUCUGAGUCAAGUGUCUUUGACUUGGAUGGAGGAGAAGACAGUCCUGAAGGCAUAUCCAAGCCUGUUAUUCCCGCGGACCUCAUUAACCACGCCAACAGAGAAGGGUGGACUGCUGCCCACAUUGCUGCUUCCAAAGGUUUUAAGAACUGCCUGGAAAUCUUGUGUAGGCACAGAGGGCUUGAGCCAGAAAGAAGAGACAAGUGCAAUCGGACUGUGCAUGAUGUUGCCACUGAUGACUGCAAGCAUUUGCUGGAGAAUCUGAAUGCUCUUAAAAUACCCUUAAGGAUUUCAGUGGGUGAGAUUGAACCAAGCAACUAUGGUUCCGAUGACUUGGAAUGUGAAAACACAAUAUGUGCUUUAAAUAUCCGCAAACAGACAUCAUGGGAUGAUUUUUCAAAAGCAGUGAGUCAAGCUCUGACAAAUCAUUUCCAGGCAAUCUCUUCUGAUGGAUGGUGGAGUCUGGAAGACGUGACUUGCAAUAACACCACUGAUUCCAACAUCGGCCUCAGUGCAAGAAGCAUACGAUCCAUCACGCUAGGAAAUGUGCUGUGGUCAGUGGGUCAGAGCUUCGUACAGUCCCCGUGGGACUUUAUGAGGAAGAAUAAGGCAGAGCACAUCACUGUGCUUUUGUCAGGUCCUCUAGAAGGCUGCCUCAGUAGUGUGACUUAUGCCUCCAUGAUCCCUCUCCAGAUGAUGCAGAACUACCUCAGGCUGGUUGAGCAAUAUCAUAAUGUCAUUUUCCACGGCCCAGAAGGAAGCUUGCAAGACUACAUAGUACAUCAGCUUGCACUCUGCCUGAAGCACAGACAAAUGGCUGCAGGAUUCUCCUGUGAAAUAGUGAGAGCUGAAGUAGAUGCUCGUUUUUCCAAAGAACAGCUACUAGACCUGUUCAUCAGUAGCGCUUGUCUGAUCCCAGUGAAACAAUCUCCCAGUAAGAAGAAAAUCAUUAUCAUUUUAGAAAAUUUGGAAAAAUCUUCACUGUCUGAGUUAUUGAGGGACUUUUUGGCACCUCUUGAAAAUCGCAGCACUGAAAGCCCCUGCACUUUCCAAAAAGGAAAUGGAAUAUCCGAAUGUUAUUACUUUCAUGAGAACUGCUUUCUGAUGGGAACCAUUGCCAAGGCCUGUCUCCAGGGCUCCGACUUGCUGGUGCAGCAGCAUUUCCGCUGGGUGCAGCUGCGGUGGGAUGGCGAGCCCAUGCAGGGACUGCUGCAGAGGUUCUUACGAAGGAAAGUUGUGAAUAAGUUCAAAGGUCAGGCGCCCUCCCCCUGCGAUCCUGUGUGCAAGAUUGUCGACUGGGCUCUGUCCGUCUGGCGUCAGCUUAACUCCUGCCUGGCCCGCUUGGGCACACCUGAAGCACUUCUUGGACCAAAAUAUUUCCUGUCUUGUCCUGUAGUUCCUGGGCAUGCCCAAGUGACGGUGAAGUGGAUGUCUAAGCUGUGGAAUGGCGUCAUCGCACCCAGAGUUCAAGAAGCAAUAUUGUCAAGAGCCUCUGUGAAAAGACAGCCUGGCUUUGGGCAGACAACUGCUAAAAGACACCCUAGCCAAGGACAGCAGGCUGUGGUCAAAGCUGCUCUCAGCAUCUUGCUAAAUAAAGCUGUACUGCAUGGCUGUCCCCUCCCCAGAGCAGAGCUAGACCAGCAUACAGCUGAUUUCAAAGGAGGAAGUUUCCCUUUAUCCAUAGUUUCCAGUUAUAACAGUUGUAACAAGAAGAAAGGAGAGAGUGGUGCCUGGAGAAAGGUGAACACCAGUCCUCGCAGGAAGUCUGGCCGCUUCUCUUUACCCACCUGGAAUAAGCCAGACCUAAGCACUGAAGGUAUGAAAAAUAAGACUGUAUCACAGCUGAAUUGUAACAGGAGUGCUUCUCUGUCAAAACAAAAGUCUUUAGAGAAUGAUCUAUCACUGACGUUGAAUUUGGAUCAGAGACUCUCUCUGGGUUCGGAUGACGAAGCAGAUCUUGUCAAGGAACUUCAGAGCAUGUGCUCCAGCAAGUCUGAGUCUGAUAUCAGCAAGAUUGCUGAUUCCAGGGAUGAUUUAAGGAUGUUUGAUAGUUCUGGAAACAACCCUGUACUUUCAGCAACUAUUAAUAAUCUGAGAAUGCCAGUGUCACAAAAGGAGGUCAGUCCUCUCAGCAGCCAUCAAACUACUGAAUGCAGCAACAGUAAAUCAAAGACUGAGUUGGGUGUUUCAAGAGUUAAAUCUUUUCUUCCUGUUCCUAGAAGUAAAGUCACCCAGUGUUCCCAGAACACCAAAAGAAGCAGCAGCAGCAGUAAUACAAGGCAAAUAGAAAUCAACAACAAUUCAAAAGAAGAGAAUUGGAACUUACACAAAAAUGAACACCUAGAAAAACCUAACAAAUAGGCCUGCCUACAAUAUUCUCAUUAUUAACUUCCUCUAUUUCACACAGAAACCAAGGACAACAAGAUAUAAAUACCUUUAAAUUGAUAAAAUGUUUUCACUGUAAUAUAAAUUAUGAGUGCGGGACCACUAUUCAUUUUUUUUUGUAAAGAAUGUAUUUAUAACCAACAUUUUGUUGCUUUUUUUAAUUCUGUAGGAUUGAACUUCAAUACCAGGAAGUUAUGCCAACUUUUCAAGUAGUUUUAUAAUAGAAAAAUUGUAAUUGUUUUAAUCAAGAUGUUCAGGGGUAUUAAAACAGAACUGUGUACUGUAUAUCUGUAUAUAUGUAUAUAUGUAUGUAUAUUUAAGGAAGUCCACAAAUCAUACUGCAUACAUGCUACAAAAUGUGUAUAACUUUGGCUUAGAUAACUUGUACCAUUUUAAAUAGAGAUCCUAAUUUUAUGUUCACUUGAUGGGGAAUGACUAGAAUGGGGCAAUAACAAAUCAUUUUUAAACAGUUAUUUUCCAUUAAAAGCCAUAUUAAGUAUUUUGCUUGUUAAAUUCUACUUUUAUGUUUUAAAUCUCUUAGUGGUUACAUUGCCAUUUGGUAGCAUCAUGUAUAUAUUUAUGCUUAUAAGUUUGCAUUAUGACUCCUGUAAAAUAUGAAAUUAUAAUGCAAUAAAAGUGUUAUCUUUCUUACAAAAGUUUUGUACCUAAGUGGAUAUAAAUAACUGCAUAAAUGAAUAAAUUCAGAAUUAACUCCUUCAAUAUUAUUUCUAGUAACACAACUGAUAAUAUUGAUAUUUUCUACAAAUGUUACUUCUAAAAUUACAGACAAAAUUACUUAUACAACUGAGUUAAGAUGCUUUGACACUGAAUAAAAUAUUGAUUUCGUGAAAUC